UUAUCUAGGUUAUAGUGUUUGCUGGCGCUGGGGUCAUCCACUUCUAUUUUCACUCAGUACGUCCCAGGGCAUUGCAGAGUGGGGAAAGUCCCACCCGUUCUAAGGACGAUGCAAAAUAUCCAUAGUGAAAGGUUCAUUAUUCCUUUUCAAACGUUUACUGGACACCUCUGUUCUGUGCCUGGCACUUUGAUGGUCUCUGGAGUCGGGAAAAGGAUUCAGGAACUCAUAGUCUGGACUGAGACGGUUUCAGUCCGCCAUGGAUAUGUUUACAGAGCUGAGGCAUCACAGAGAAGGCGGACCCAGCCUCGAUGCCCACUUGAAAGGCCGGAAGCACCGGGAUCUUGUACAACUACGAGCUACCAGAAAGGCCCAGGGACUUCGAAGUGUGUUCGUCAGUGGCUUUCCCAGGGAUGUGGGUUCUGCUCAGCUUUCUGAGUAUUUCCAGACAUUUGGCCCUGUGGCCAACAUUGUCAUGGACAAGGACAAGGGGGUGUUUGCCAUCGUGGAGAUGGGUGAUGUAAGUGCUCGGGAGGCUGUCUUAUCACAGCCCAAGCACAGGCUGGGGGAACAUGGACUGCGUGUUCGGCCGAGGGAGCAGAAGGAGUUCCAGAGCCCAGCCUCCAAGUCUCCCAAAGGAGUGGACUCAGAUAGCCGACAGCUGGCCCAAGCACUGGCCGAGGCCCCAGAUGUGGAGGCACAGAUGGUAAAGCUUGUGGAACUGAGGGAGUUGUCUGAGGCUGAGCGGCAGCUUCGGAAUCUUGUUGUGGCGCUGAUGCAGGAGGUCUUCACAGAGUUCUUCCCCGGCUGUGUGGUCCAUCCUUUUGGCUCUUCUGUGAACAGCUUUGAUGUUCAUGGCUGUGAUCUGGACCUCUUCUUGGAUCUGGGUGAUACGGAAGAGCCGCAGCCAGCCCCACAGACUCUCAAGGCUCCAUCACCUCCAUCCGUGGACUCAGCACUUGCUUUUUCCCUGGAUCAUCAAGCGCUGGCCUGUACCCCAGCUUCUCCUCUGGACUCACCGUCUCCAACUUCUCUCCAAGAUUCUGAGGUCCUGGACUUGGAAACCACAUCUUCUCUGGCACCACAGACACCAGAUUCUGCUUUGGGCUCUGACACCGUCACUUCUCCCCAGUCCCUGCCUCCAGUUUCGCCACUACAGGACGAGAGGGGAGAGGAGAAACUGGGGAAGGCCCUAGAGUUAGCAGAAGCUUCAAAGGACGAGAAGGAGGAGGCGGCAGCAGUGCUAGAGAUGGUGGGCUCUAUUCUCCGGGGCUGUGUCCCCGGAGUUUACAGAGUCCAGACUGUGCCCUCGGCCCGGCGCCCUGUGGUCAAGUUCUGCCAUCGGCCUUCAGGUCUUCAUGGAGACAUCUCCCUCAGUAACCGGCUAGCCCUUUAUAACUCCCGUUUCCUGAAUCUCUGCUCUGAGAUGGAUGGUCGAGUCCGGCCCCUUGUGUAUACUGUACGCUGCUGGGCUCAGCAUAAUGGGCUGUCAGGGGGUGGCCCCCUUCUCAAUAACUACGCCUUGACGUUGCUAGUGAUCUACUUCCUUCAGACCAGAGACCCUCCAGUGCUUCCUACUGUGGCCCAGCUCACCCAGAAGUCAGGUGAAGGGGAGCAGGUAGAAGUUGAUGGCUGGGACUGUAGUUUCCCAAAGGAUGCCUCACGACUGGAGCCCAGUACCAACGCUGAGCCUCUCAGUUCCCUGCUGGCCCAGUUCUUCUCCUGUGUUUCUGGCUGGGAUCUUUCCGGCUCCCUGCUGUCCCUGCGGGAAGGUCAGGCGUUGCUGGUAGCAGGGGGCCUGCCUUCUGAUCUUUGGGAGGGGCUGCGCCUUGGCCCCAUGAAUCUCCAGGACCCCUUUGACCUGAGUCACAAUGUUGCCGCUAAUGUAACCAGUCGGGUGGCGAGGCGGCUGCAGAGCUGUUGCGGGGCGGCGGCCAGUUACUGCCGAAGUCUCCAGUACCGGCAGCGCUCCUCCCGGGGCCGCGACUGGGGACUGCUCCCACUCUUGCAGCCCAGCUCCACUAGCUCCCUGCUGUCUGCCAAGCUCAUCCCCCUGCCCCCCGCCCCCUUUCCUCAGAUCACCGUGGCUCUGGUGCGUGUGUUAAAGGAAGCGCUUGGGUGCCAUAUAGAACAGGGAACCAAGAGACCGCGGCCGGAAGGGGCCAGAACCAAAGACUCUCCCCUGGGAGGGACAAACAAAAGACGGAGACUAGAUGGGCAAGAAGAGAGCUGUGAGGAGGGGAAGGAGGAGCCGCAGGGAUGUGCAGGGGACCACAGUGAAAAUGGGGUGGAAGAAAUGGUAACAGAGACACCUCAGGACAGGGCCUUGAGCUCUGGGCCACCAGGGGAGCCGCCCCUGGUGACUGCAAAGUGUCUGGAGAAGCUGGCUGAGCAGAAGCCCACGGAGCCUGACGUGGCUGGAGGAGGGUCUCAGGGUGAGACAGGGAAGGAGACGUUACACCUGUCGUCAGUGAGCUGGCGCUGUGCCUUGUGGCACCAAGUGUGGCAGGGGAGGCGGCGUGCCCGGAGACGAUUACAGCAACAAACCAAAGAGGAAGGCAGAGGAGGUCCCACCACUGGAGCAGAGUGGCUGGCAAUGGAGGCCCGUGUAACCCAGGAACUGAAAGGACUCAACAGUGAGCAACAGAGGCUACAGGGGGAGCCUCUCCUCACUUUUGUGACAUCUGUCUCCCAAGCUGACCAGACACUCACUGUGGUGCCAGUUCAAGAUUCCCAAGGCCUAUUCCCUGGUCUUCAUCAUUUCCUACAGGUGUUUCUCCCUCAAGCACUUAAAAAUCUCCUUAAGUGAUGAGCCAGGCCUCAAAGAUAAUAAAGCUGCUAGUUUAUUUAAUACAGA
Messenger RNA from Peromyscus maniculatus bairdii (prairie deer mouse), 2854 nucleotides. RefSeq names its product terminal uridylyl transferase 1, U6 snRNA-specific (gene Tut1). Gene Ontology annotation, biological process: RNA 3'-end processing. Gene Ontology annotation, cellular component: nuclear speck. Lineage: Eukaryota; Metazoa; Chordata; Mammalia; Rodentia; Cricetidae. Gene Ontology annotation, molecular function: poly(A) RNA polymerase activity; RNA binding; zinc ion binding. The record is from RefSeq and is a predicted model, not a curated record.